AUGCCCCGAGAGACCCGUCGGCAGAUCAUUGUAUCUGGUGGUAGCGAAGGUGAGACCAGACAAUGGAUGUCGUGGUGUCAGGAGGCGGCAGAUAGGGCUACUGUCCCUACCACUCCUUUGGAAACUUCCCCUAAGCAUUCUAGUGUUGAACCCACUCCUAGUAAGGUCGAGGAGGCACGACGUGAGGUUGAGCCCAGUGGGGUAGAGCCGGUGGAUAAAAAGGCGGCUGAGCACACGGGUGGGGGUCUACUGUCUGAAGAUUAUACGCGGUACUUGCCUAAGGAGCCUGCUAAGGGGAUAGAGGGGCUUCUGAGGUUCGUUCGGUGUGGAUAUCAGGGCAACGACAUGUCGACAGAUAAAGGCCUGAGACUGUGGAGAGAAGUUAAGAGGGGCGCAGAGGAUGCCAAUUUAACAGUUUUUCUAUCAAAAGUUUGGUCGGAAGCUAUCCUUGUGGACUUCUACUCCAUCCCUUUAUCCAUUGCUCUAGCUAUCCUUACGAGCCUUCUCUUUGUCCUAUCGAUCACAGGAGCCUUCAUGACGCCCCUAGCCGUCCUCACCCUUGCCAUGUGGGUCAUGGCUGUGAUGGAGCUCCUACCUAUAGUGAUUGCAGUGCAACAAGGCACCUGUAGCGGUGUAGUAGUGGGAGAGGUUACCCUCCCUACUGCCAGUAGUGGCCUUAUUGAGGCUGCCUUAUUGGACAUCUCUGAGUGGCACAAGUGGACUCCUGCACUCAACGGGGGAGCGGCCUCGAGACUGUCCAGUACAGGGCUAGUGCAGUAUCGAGGGAAGGAUAGGGUAGAGCAUAUCAUCCGACCGAGGUCCGAGGGGGUCCUGCCGUCGUUGAUGAUUAUGCAUCACGAACAAGAGCACUGUGAGAGGUAUACCUGUUGGGCUGUCUACCCCCAGGCCUCAUCCUCCUCUCUGUCGGUUAUAAUGCACACACGUGGUGGCCCCGGCAAGGCUAGAGGGAGUCUAACCUUUGUGAGGGACUUCCUCAGUGCCCUACAGCUCAUCACAGUGGUAUGUCCUCGCCCUUGUCCCUCUAUACCGGAUCUGGGUAUGCCUCGUGGAGGCAGCGUCCACGCUAUUAGACGCUCUCCUGGAGGCUGGGUAGAGCUGCCCUUGCCCUACGGGGUAGCUGGUAUCGAUUCGGCAUUGAAGACGGCGCUGCUACACAACUCUGAGGAGGCAGUGGUGGGAAGGGCAGGAGGGCCAUCGGAGGGAGAGGAUAAAGCAAUGCCGACCCUCUUGGCGUUGUCGUAUAUGUUCGUUCAAUCGAGUGUCUACAUGCCGAGGGCGAGCACUGCUAUUGUGAAUCAUGAUUCGACGCGAGCGUUACAACUGGUCGCUGCUUCUAUCGUGGGUAGUCUCCAACGUCUCCUAUGUGCCCUUCAAAGUAGCGAUGCCUUCCUGGCGACGGCCACUGCGUCCUCUAAAGCUGUGAUAAUAGCCGGGGACACGUGUCAAUGCAAGGCGGUGAUCCCGAGGCGGGGAGGGAGGGGAGGUCAGGCUGCUGAGAUAUGCUGGGAAGCUGUCAGCUCUAACCAUGCACAUUACUUGGUCACCGAGGAAAAGGGUGGUGGACAGUGGACUCAGAGAGGGACCAUGCAGUGA
Molecule: messenger RNA, 1614 nt
Organism: Perkinsus marinus ATCC 50983
Lineage: Eukaryota; Perkinsozoa; Perkinsida; Perkinsidae
Exons: 4
Coding region: 1-1614 (537 amino acids)
Source: RefSeq, a predicted model, not a curated record